AGUUACGCUUGGUUGUUAUGGAAGAUGUCUGUAAUUCGAGGUGCAAUGUUUACUUUAGCGAAGACGGCGACCUGGAAUCUAGGAAGGGUGUCCUCUGGUCUACUCAGUGCUUGUCAGCCUGCGGCACUGCGGGGAGUUCAGACAUCUCAGCAGCUCCUGUCCUCCAGGCCGGCUCGCUGGAGCAGCUCCUCCGCCCAGGAGAAGCCCGUAGAGUCCAGCUCGUUUCACGAUAGAGUACUGCUCAGUGAAUCAUGCGUGAAGAGACUUGGACAAAUCAUGGACAAAGGGGAAUACCUGCGGAUACAGGUGGAGGGGGGAGGCUGCUCUGGGUUCCAGUACAAGUUUUCUGUCGACAAUGUGAGAAACGAAGAUGACAGGGUGUUUGAACAGGAUGGCGUUGGGGUGAUCGUGGACCAGGACAGCCUGGAGUUUGUGAAGGGAGCCACACUGGACUACAGUGAGGAGCUGAUCCGCUCCUCCUUCCAGGUGCUCCGCAACCCCCAGGCUGAGCACGGCUGCUCUUGCGGCACUUCUUUUUCCGUGAAGCUGUGAGAGCCCUGGCUCUCCAGCCCCACCCCCCAUGGCCCCACAGUUAUAUCUCCACAUUCAACAAUAGACGCUCAGAAGAGAUCUCCCAGUAUAGGCUUUUCAAUAUGUGUCCAUAUAAAGAGCUCCAGGACAUAGGUCAUUCCUUUUGCCAUGAGUGGACAUUGUUUGUAUUGUAAAUCUCUGGGUAAAGAUUCGGUGACAGAAUGUACCCGAUUGGGGAUGAGUCAGCGGUCAGCGAUAGAGGCCUUUAAUCAAUCAAGCAGAAAAGGCCUGACUAACAUAUCAUUUCACCUUAAGACUUUUAAAAGUUAUGUAGCACUCAAGGAAGGAAGCUGUAAACCUGAAUUAAACUCAGGUCUCCACACUUGCAUUGUAACCACAUCCAUUUAAAAUGUCAGAAAAUGGAAUGGUAACUACUGCUUGCUUUAGCCCAAAUUUUAUAAUGCCGGCGAUGUUCGUGCACAGUGCUCAGUCACUUUAAAAAUACAGCUGAAAGCCAGUGUCCUUGUGUUCUUCAGGUGACGUUAUUAAAGGAUGACAGAUUUGACCAAGCUGAAGGUGUGGAUGUAUAGCAGGUGAUUUUUGUGUGCUGAAAAGAAUGUAAAU
Messenger RNA from Megalops cyprinoides (Indo-Pacific tarpon), 1155 nucleotides. RefSeq names its product iron-sulfur cluster assembly 2 (gene isca2). The record is from RefSeq and is a predicted model, not a curated record. The transcript has 4 exons. Gene Ontology annotation, biological process: iron-sulfur cluster assembly. The coding region runs from base 25 to 552 and encodes 175 amino acids. NCBI's taxonomy places the organism in Eukaryota, Metazoa, Chordata, Actinopteri, Elopiformes, Megalopidae. Gene Ontology annotation, molecular function: 2 iron, 2 sulfur cluster binding; iron ion binding; 4 iron, 4 sulfur cluster binding. Gene Ontology annotation, cellular component: mitochondrion.